AUGCAAAUAUUCAUAGGAAAGAUCCCAAGUCACGUUAGCGAGGAACAAAUCAAGGAGUAUUUUGGACAGUUUGGAGAGGUCACGGAUUUGAGCUUGAAGGGAACAUACGGAUUCCUUAAUUUCGAUUCCGAAAGCAGUAUAACAAGGGUUCUUAACCAGAGAUCCCACGCCAUUGAUGGCUUGCCCAUAUCUGUGGAAAGAGCCAAUGGACGAAAAAGACCUCUUGAUGGAGAAUACCAUGAUAGAUACAUGGACAUGGGACGAGGAGGAUACUCCCCCCAUCGGGACUAUCGAGGAUUUCGAAACGCACCCUAUCCCCCCUCUAUGAGAUACGAUGGUAGAUCUCCAGGAAGAUAUGACCCGAGGUUUCCCGAUCGAUACGGAGGUAGGUCACCGGAAUACCGUGGAGAUGGCUUUCGAGGAGACCCUCAAAGGAGCAGAGACUUCUGUGAGUAUUGUAACUCAUGUCCCAUCCAUGGCAUAAGGGAUGUGGUGGAUUCAAGAAAAAGACUACAUACCACAAGGGAUCAUCCUAACAAUCAUCUGAAGGUAGUUUUUGAGAACAUUGCUCCGAAUACAACUGUUGAAGACUUCAAGAACUUUGUGCAUGAUCAUGGUUUUGAGCCUUCCUAUGCAAGGCUUGGAUAUAGUGGAAAUCAUGCUGUUCUUGAAUUCAAAAACAUUGAGGACAAGGAUAAUGUCAUGAAGAAGCUCGAUGGAGUAGAAUUCAAUGGCCAUGUUCUCAAGACCAGAUCCUAUCUUUCCAAGGAUGAGUACAAGAGCAGAGAAAGGGAAAGUUAUACGAGAAAUGAACUCCAGCCAACUGAUACAAACUCAUCAGAGCCACAAGGUACGACUGGUGAUAUUUAUGAAGGGAUUGAGGACGGAAAGGCUGAAAAUGAUUAA
Encephalitozoon intestinalis ATCC 50506 is the source of this 906-nucleotide messenger RNA. RefSeq names its product putative arginine/serine rich pre-mRNA splicing factor. Gene Ontology annotation, cellular component: ribonucleoprotein complex; cytoplasm; nucleus. The transcript has a single exon. Gene Ontology annotation, molecular function: mRNA binding. NCBI's taxonomy places the organism in Eukaryota, Fungi, Microsporidia, Unikaryonidae. The coding region runs from base 1 to 906 and encodes 301 amino acids. The record is from RefSeq and is a predicted model, not a curated record.